AUGUUGUCAUUGUUUGGAUACUUGGAGCCACUCAAACAACUGUGUCUAUCAAUCGAACAGAGAUACAACCGUCACAAAUGGUCAGAGAUUGAUGGUGCACCAUUCAUUCCAAAGUUGAGAUCACUCACUCGUCAUGCAGUCAUUGGUGGACACCUCCACAUACUUGAAUGGGUGCAUCAACGUUACUUCCCACAUCUCAACGAGGUAUUCUAUGCCCUUGCGACAGAGACCAUUCAAUAUGAUCGAGUUGGCAUUGCUCAAUUCUUUGGACAACAUCCCGAGUUCAGAGCAUUCAAUAACUUUCCAACAACAAAGAACUAUGAGACCAUCAGAUAUCGGACAAGCGAGUCGAUGAUACAUACUUUGAUCAAGUUGUUUGGAAUCACAUUGCCAUUCAAGAAUGAUCCUGAUCACAUCCCAGAUGCAAUGAUCAAUCAUCUCAACCUGGAUGCUGAUGGAUGUCUACGACUGCUCCGUCUUUUCUCGGUUUGGUCAUGUGGGAACCUCAACAUGAUCAAGUAUCUUCAUGUCAAUGGACUGCCAUUCCAUGAAUCUACUAUCUAUGAGGCUGCAUACAACGGCCAUCUGGACGUCAUCAAAUACCUCCUCGAGAACAAGUCGGAUACUUACAUCUGUGAGUAUGCGAUGGACAAUGCUGCGAGGAAUGGCCAUCUUGAUACAGUUCGAUAUCUUCAUGAACAACGAACUGAAGGUUGUUCAGGUCAGGCGAUUGUUGGUGCCGCAGAGAAUGGCCACCUGGAUGUUAUCCGAUUCAUUCUCGAGAAUCGCACCGAAGUUAUGGAUCACAAAACAGCCUUUGAGAGUGCAGCAGUCGAGGGACACCUGUCCGUGGUCGAAUACCUACAUCACUUCGACUCGAGUGUAGAUUGUACCAAUAAGGCGCUAACAUACCCAGCCACGGACGGCCACGCACAUAUAGUCCAGUUCAUUUGUGAGAGAUUUCCAAGUCUUAGAAUUGGUGCUCAUAACCUGAUGAACGUGAGUUCUCGUAAAGUCCUAGAGGUACUUGAUCGAUUGAUGCCAAGUCAGAUAUGGGAGGAUGACAGAAUAUACAAUCGAGACGGUGAUACACUUAUGAAUAGGAUCGAGUAUAUCAUUGACAACAAGUCGACAGAGUACAUUGCCAGAUGUUUGAAUGACAAGGUGUUUGGCAAAUCCAUGCUACUUGAUCAAUCAAAGCUAUUCUUCAAGUUGAUCAAACAUAUGGUUAAUCUAUCCUUCACUUUGGCAACAGUCUUGCCAGCAUGCCUAACGAUGGCGCCAUUUUGCGAACACAAGGACAUCUUGGAGAACAUCUACGAAUCAUGCACACAAGAUGGAAUGGGAGUGCCAUUCCUGUGUCCUCAAGUUGGCGACGACGAUGCAGAAUAUGUAGUUUUGGAUGCAUUGGAGUUCAUUCAUCACAAAGGUGGCCUGCAAUCACCUGCGACCAUCCAGCACGGCAUCUUGAUGGGUGCCAUCAGAUUUGGUCGAUUCGACAUUGUCAAGUUCAUCAUGGACACGGUUGGAUACCGACCCUCUACGCAUGACUUGGCGGUUGCCUUGUUUGAUCGAGCCAUUUCACACGGUCACGUGGACAUCCUCCAGUUCCUGCUUGACAAGAUUGGUGUUGAUGGCCAAUUGCCAGAGUCCAGGGCAUACUACGCAGUAUGUGUUGAUCAAGCCAUUGUCAAUGGCCAUCUGGAGAUGGUGCGAUUCAUCUCUUGCGAAAGAUUCAAGCACCUUAUUUCCAUGACAGCUCAGAGCUCAUUCAAUGAGUAUCUCAAUGAAGUGUUGACAAAGAGUGCCUCUCCAGACACACCUCGAUUCGUGGAGUAUAUGAGGUCCAAUCAUGCAGUCAAAGUCCAAGAAUCCCUAGACCCAUACAAGAUUGGCCAUCGAGACUUUGUCCUCGACCUGGACACCAUAAUCUCAAUUAAUGAGGCAGGUGGUGCAUACCCAAUUUAUCCAGAUACCGCAUAUGAAUUGGAUGUACUCGUUGGAAUUCUUUUGAAGCAACGUUUCAGAGAAGUAUUUGCCAAUCUGCCAAUGGCUGAGAUUGUCCUUUGUCACAAGAAAGGUGUACCAUUCAUCCAAAGAGUAUUCUUCCACAACGACUUGGAUCAUUUUAGAGACUUUCCACUCUCACUGAUACUUCUCUCAAAGUACCUCUUUUAA
Molecule: messenger RNA, 2178 nt
Organism: Acytostelium subglobosum LB1
Lineage: Eukaryota; Evosea; Eumycetozoa; Acytosteliales; Acytosteliaceae
Exons: 2
Coding region: 1-2178 (725 amino acids)
Molecular function (GO): protein binding
Source: RefSeq, a predicted model, not a curated record